GCAGUCGGCACUAUUUCCAGUUCCGUUGUGUCAAGCCGCCAUAUUUGACCCACAAAUAAUGAAAACAAUGAUAUUUGCUUAGCUUGAAAGUUUCGAAAGUGUAUCAAACACACAUUCUGGUUUGUAAACAUAAGAGUUUAUCUUGAGCCACUGAGUACCUAAGCAGAUGUCGCUAGUGGAUCUGGGGAAGCGCCUGUUGGAGGCUGCACGGGCAGGGCAGGACGACGAUGUCAGGUCUCUAAUGGCUAAUGGGGCCCCGUUCACCACGGACUGGCUGGGUACAUCCCCUCUUCAUUUAGCUGCUCAGUAUGGACACCAUUCUACUGCAGAGGUGCUUCUCAGAGCAGGUGUCAGCAGGGACGCCCGGACCAAAGUGGAUAGAACACCUCUUCACAUGGCGGCAACAGAGGGCCAUUCAAGUAUAGUGGAGCUGCUAGUAAGGAGUGGGGCGGACAUAAACGCUAAGGACAUGCUUAAGAUGACAGCACUUCACUGGGCAGCCCAGCAUCGUCACAGGGAGGUGGCUGAGCUGCUGCUCAAAUACGGCGCUGACGUUCACUCUCUCAGCAAGUUUGACAAGACCCCCUUCGACAUUGCAAUGGACACCAGCAACACAGAGCUUAUGAUACUGCUACAGGAUGGUAUGCAGAACCAGGUUAACAUGAAUCCAGAGCCUCAGUACAUCAUCCCUGCAAGUGGUGUACUAAACCUCUCAGACCUAGUGACCACACCUAAGAGCACUCCAGGAGAACCUGGCUCAACCACCUCAGUUCUGGCUACCCUUGCAGCCCUGGCAGAGGCCUCUGGACCCAUGGGGAAGUCCAAUGGUGCUGGCAAAUCGGAGGAUGCAAUAGCGGCAGAUUCCGUGGACUCAGCCAUACAGCAUAUGGUGGGCGAUGGGGGUCAAAGGGUCAUCACCAUAGUAACAGAUCAACAUGGUAACCUGCAACCAGCUGGGCUUGGAAAGCAGUUCUUUGUUACCAUGCAGGGCCAGCAAAUGGUGGCAGUUCCAGCUGGUCAUAUCACAGAGGAAGUAGUGGAGGAAGAACUUCAGAUACCCACUCCCUCACGGAAGAGGAGGACAGAACCAUCCGCCAAUCACAGCCCCAAGAAGGGGAAAGAUAGUCGUGAGCAACUCCAAAAGCAGCUGCAAGAGGCUAACAGGAAGGCCCAGGAGUACCGUCAGCAACUCCUGCAGAAGGAGCAGGAGGCUGAGCAGUACCGCCUCAGACUGGAGCAGGCUAUGGCCAGCGGGCAAGCCAACAAGCUUACUGCUGUCUCUAGAUCACAAGUUAAGGAGGAGGUUGUUCAGGAGGAACAACUUGAGGUGGAAGAGACUGGUGGAUUGGUAAUGGGAGUUGGAGAGGUGGUGGGAAUUGGAGAGGUUGUGGGAGGUGGAGAGGAGGACAGAGUUGAAGGAGAUGAGGAUAAGAUAGAGGGAGAGAAAGAAGUAGGGGAGGACAUUGUAGAAGGAGAGGAGGAUGCUGUCAUUCUCCCAGAAGACACCAUUCUGGUAAAAGUGGGGGAGUUGGAGGAGGGGGAGCAGGUGGCUCUUGAAGAAAUGGAGGAAAGGGAGAAGGUCAAAAGCAAGGUCACCACCCCAAAGAGAGGCAGAGGUCGAGGGAGAGGUAGACGUAGGAGGUUUUAGUCAUGUUGUUUUUCUGCUUGUUUGUUGUUACAAUAUGUUAUAGUCUAUGUUUUUAUAUUAAUACAACCUGUCAUAAUUGUCAUGUGGUAUUUGUAAAUAUAUUGCUAAAUCUUUUUAUACAAGCCAUUGCAGUUAGCACUAGUUAAAGCCCAUACUGAUAUUCUUGGAGGGUGCUGCUGUCUAGGCACACACAAGUCUUAGUCUAUUAGUCCCUAAUAAUCAGUAGCAGUAUUUGACUGCAUGAAAAGUUGUUGAAUAGCUAACGCUGUACAUAUUGAGAGUUUGAUGUGAUAGAACCUUGAAGCAAGGUUUUUCAAAAGCAUUUUUAUAGAUUACACUGCAAUUAACAUUUUUUACAUCCAUGAAAGAAAUCUUGUCAUGUAAAUACAAUUUAAAAGAAUGAUGUAUGUUACAUAUACAGUACCAUGUAGCUUUACCUAUGUUUUUACUUCUUUAGCAGAUUCGUAAUGCCUAGAAAGUCAUACCUAAAAUGUUUAGAUGGAACUAGCAUUUGUUACAUCAGUAAUGGGUCUGUCUCCUCUUUGCCAACCUUUGUUCUCUUUUGGGACAGCUAAUUUGAAAAUAUGCACCCUCAGUGCUGUUGUUUCUGCCUUU
Molecule: messenger RNA, 2263 nt
Organism: Osmerus eperlanus (European smelt)
Lineage: Eukaryota; Metazoa; Chordata; Actinopteri; Osmeriformes; Osmeridae
Product: GA-binding protein subunit beta-1-like
Exons: 9
Coding region: 167-1648 (493 amino acids)
Biological process (GO): positive regulation of transcription by RNA polymerase II
Cellular component (GO): nucleus
Molecular function (GO): protein binding; transcription cis-regulatory region binding
Source: RefSeq, a predicted model, not a curated record